AUGGAGAUUGGUCCAAAGACGACAGCUGUUGUGACCGGGGCAGGAGGUGGAAUUGGUCGAUCGAUCGUUUUGUCUCUCGCAAACAAAGGGGCUGCAGUGGUGGUUGCCGAUAUCGAUGAAGAUGCUGCUUUGAAGGUUGCCGAGGAAGCCAAAGGGCUCGGGGCAAAGUCGCUGGGUGUCAAAGUGGAUGUUUCCAAGCUGGAAGACGUGGAAAGAUUAGCCUCUUUGGCCUAUGAUCAAUUUGGCAGCGUCGAGAUAUUGGUGAACAACGCAGGAGUGACGAUGCGACCAUUCAGAGCCUCCUGGGACACUUCUCUCAAAGAUUUCAAGUGGACGAUGGCUGUGAACUUUUGGGGAGUGCUUCAUGGUCACCUGGUCUUUGUACCCCGAAUGCGUGAGACCCCGGGACGAAAGCAUAUUGUGAAUACCUCAUCCAUGUCAACGUUGAUCGCGUUCGCUGGUCACUCUGCUUACUCGGCGUCUAAGGGCGCCGUGGAUGGGUUUUCAUUUGCUGCUCGUGAAGAGCUAAAGACGCAGAACAUCGGACUGAGCAUUCUCCAUCCAGGCCCUGUCAGAACGAGAAUCGUGACCAGUGAGCGCCUCCGGCCUCAGGAGGAUAACUCUGAGGUACGUAAGGUGAAACCGUGGAGCGAUUACUUGGAGAACGGAGGCAGCACUACUGCUCGCGUGACUCCCUCCACUACGACCACUUCCAACGACCCGAGCUUUCCUGAGCAUCCUUAUCAUUACAUCAACCCGGACGAGUGUGGUCGUUUCAUACUCGAAGGCAUUCAGCAUGAUAAACCAGUCAUCUUGACACAUCCUCCUCAAGUUGCCGAGCUUGAUGAGCGAAGGGAUGCCAUCCUUGCAGGUGCACCGGUCAGAGCUGGUGGAGCUUGA
This is a messenger RNA of Exophiala oligosperma, 900 nucleotides long. RefSeq lists its product as uncharacterized. The record is from RefSeq and is a predicted model, not a curated record. NCBI's taxonomy places the organism in Eukaryota, Fungi, Ascomycota, Eurotiomycetes, Chaetothyriales, Herpotrichiellaceae. The coding region runs from base 1 to 900 and encodes 299 amino acids. Gene Ontology annotation, molecular function: oxidoreductase activity. The transcript has a single exon.